AAGACCCCGUCUAGCGCUGGUAUAGGGCAGUAUACAGUACCCUUACCACCCACCUGAACUGCACAACCGACACCGACAAGAUGGCGAGCAUCCAAUCAGGCCAGACCUACAAGAUCGUCAACGUCAUGGGCGGGACGUGCAUGGACCUCUCCGGCGGCGACAACAAGUCCAUCAUCGGCUUCGAUUAUCACGACGGCGGCAACCAGAAGUGGAUCGUCGAGCAGCAGCAGGGCGGGCAGUGGACUUUCAAGUCCGCUGGCUCUGGCCUGUACAUCGGCAUCGAGCAGCAGCCCGGCGACGGCGUACCCCUCGUCGUUGCGCCCUCCCCGUUCCACUGGGACGUCUGGCCGGAUGAGCAGGACCCCUCCACUUUCCGUGUCUUCGUCCCCAACACCAGCCAGAACUGGGACUUGUCUGACCACGGCAACUCGGCGCCUGGAACCAAGGUGACACUCUGGGGUAAAUGGGAGGGCAAGAAUCAGACCUGGAGAUUCGAGCAAGCCUAAACGCGAGUUGGUCGAUUGCGUCGCGUUCUACAAAUGGACCUUGUACGAUAGGCUUGAAGGGAUAAGGAAAUGACAUGAAAUGUAUUUGUGACGUCUCCAACCCGACAACCGGGUUGAAAUUCGCGCUACCCUCAGGAGUGCUUCAGAUAGUUGGUUCUAGCUAUGUAUGUACUGCAAUGGUCGAGGCAGCCGCUGCAAGCCCG
Messenger RNA from Gloeophyllum trabeum ATCC 11539, 709 nucleotides. RefSeq names its product ricin B-like lectin. The record is from RefSeq and is a predicted model, not a curated record. Lineage: Eukaryota; Fungi; Basidiomycota; Agaricomycetes; Gloeophyllales; Gloeophyllaceae. The coding region runs from base 81 to 506 and encodes 141 amino acids. The transcript has 4 exons.